ACAUAAUUAGAAUUUAAAAAGCAGAGCUGAUGCACAGAUUGAUGUGAUGUGGUCAGUCAUGCAGAUUUGGUUGCCAUUGGUCAGAUGACGUUAAGCAUUCUGAUACUUGGUCUGAUACAGAAGGGAUGAUGUGAAUUCUGUGUGCAAAUCCAUAACUGAUCAUGAUCCUAAAGACCAUAUUGGGAUUUGGUGAAGUUUCGCAGACAGUGGAAAAUGAAAUGUGUCAUUGACAUUGCUGACCACAAUGACCACCAACUCAUCUUAUAAUGCUGCUCACUUCGAGCGAAGUUUGUCCACGUCAGUUGUUGAUCACACCACAAGCAAAUUCCUCUCAGAAGACGGAAGAAAAGACCAAAAUGGAAACGAAGCUUCAUCCAAGGAAUGUGUUACAGAUCAGAGUGGGCAGGAACAAAGUGUGAAGGAGAUCAGCUGUCAGCUCAGAAAUGGCCAUGCUGAAAAUGGUGUUAAUUUUUCAGAGAAAAUUGCAGCAUUGAAAGUGGAAAGCAAUGGCCUCAGCACUGUGUCAGAGGAAGAGAGGAGAGAGAAGAAGAAAGGGGGUCUCAUGGGGAAACCUCCACUGCCCAAAACUAAGCAGAAUGCUGGUGCAGGGAAACAGUCGUGGUUAUUACGAUUGUUUGAGUCCAAGAUGUUUGACAUGUCCAUAGCUAUAUCAUAUCUGUUUAAUUCUAAGGAACCUGGAGUUCAGACAUACUUAGGAAACAGGCUGUUCAGCUUUCCUGAAGAAGAAGUGGAUUUUUAUUUACCACAGUUGCUGAAUAUGUACAUUCACAUGCAUGAUGUUGCUGAGGCCAUUCAUCCAUAUAUCGUUUAUAGGUGCAGACAAAGUGUGGAGUUUUCUCUUCAAACUGCCUGGAUUCUCAGUGCCUUUUCGGCAGAUGUGUUAAAGCCAAACUGGAAAAAUUCUCAAGGAAUCAAAUUAAAGAACAUGAUUCUGAAUGAAGAACUAAGGCCUAAGAUAGAUAAGAAGGCUGGUAAUCUGCCGAGCCCCACUCAGCCGUCUGCAUUCUACCCACUACUAGCCACCACUCCCUCAAAGAAAACGCACUGUCGAUCCAAGUCAGAUGCAACAGGUAUAUAUACUAAAAUGGCACACAGUCAAACGACAGGGAACCUCCAAAAGUCAAAUACUGGCGAUUUGUCAUCAGGACGAGCUUUUGACAGUGGCUGUAUAUGUGUGCAAUCUUCAGAAGGCAUUGUCAAUGAUCUCACUGGAAAAGAAACGGUCUGCCAUUGUGGGGCACCGAGAUUAAAACCGGAGGUGGAAUUUGUGAAUGCUUUGAUGAACAUUGGCACUCGCCUACAACAACUUCCCACCAAAGAGCUGAGAACAUCUAGAUUAAUAGCGGAACUCGCCAUGUUAAACCUGAACUUACCGGCUAGAGUUUGGCUGCCGUUCGAUACAAACAGUCAUCAUCACAUCGUGAGAAUUCCUCACACACAAGCCAUUGUCCUUAAUUCUAAAGAAAAGGCGCCAUAUUUACUGUAUGUGGAGGUUUUGGAGGUAGAGAAUGUUUAUUCUAGUCAUGUUCCAAGCAAACGGCUGGAUAACACGCUCCGUUUCACCAAGUCAGAGGAGGAUCUAACAACUUGUUAUGUCCGGAGCAAUGGAUCUCCUCACCCCGAAUUCAGCAUAUAUGGAGGGACAGAGUUUGAUGACGCAGAAUGCUGGUCUCAAGAAGAUGAUGAGAUAUUACAGUUUGCUGUAAAGACAAGAGCAGUGGAUACAUUGUCCCAGUUUUCUGUGGAUAGUACCACCAGUGCUGACAGCAAGGAACCAGUUUACAUCGCAGCAGGAGACAUCAGGAAGAGGCUGUCGGAGCAUUUCACUGCCCCAAAAAGUAACUUUGAGCGUGAUCCAGAUGAUCCCUCAGCCGCUGCUCUGAAGGAACCCUGGGAAGAGAAAGUGAAGAGGAUCCGGGACGCUUCUCCGUAUGGACAGUUACCAAACUGGAAAUUAUUGUCAGUCAUCAUAAAGUGUGGAGAUGAUUUGAGACAGGAACUACUGGUGUAUCAAGUCCUCAAAAUUCUAAAGUCCAUAUGGACCCAAGAACAUGUUCCAUUGUGGAUAGAGCCUUACCACAUUCUAGUCACCUCCAACAUGAGUGGCAUGAUUGAGCCUGUGGAUAAUACGGUGUCUAUCCACCAAAUUAAAAAACACAGCAAGAAGUCCCUGAAGGAGUACUUUAUCCAGGAGUUUGGAGACGUCAACAGUGAGGGUUUUCUGACAGCCCAGAGGAACUUCGUACAGAGCUGUGCUGGUUACUGUCUAGUGUGCUACCUAAUGCAGGUUAAAGACAGGCAUAAUGGUAACAUUUUGUUAGACAGUGCUGGACAUAUUAUUCACAUUGACUUUGGAUUCAUUUUGUCAACUUCACCUGGGAAAAAUCUGGGCUUUGAAAACUCACCUUUUAAACUCACACAUGAAUUUGCUGAGGUUAUGGGAGGACUGGAGAGCGAUAUGUUUGAAUAUUUCAAGAUUUUGAUUUUACAAGGAUUAGUGGCGUCAAGAAAGCAUAUGGACAAAAUCAUACCAAUAGUUGAGAUUAUGCAAACAGGUUCAGGAUUGCCAUGUUUUGGGAAUGGAGUGAACACUAUUCGCCAGCUUAAGGAGCGAUUCCACUUGAACCUGACAGAGGAGCAACUACAGUUGUACGUGGAUCAGCUGGUGGAGUCGAGUCUGAACUCACUGACUACGUCUCUGUAUGAUAAGUUUCAGUACUUCACCAAUGGUAUUCUCUGAGCUACAAGCAGAAAGAAACAGAUGUGUGUGCUGGAGCGGGGAGGGGUAGCAGGAGUGAACAGAGAAAAUUUGGAUUAGGAAAAGCUGAACAGAUGAAAUGGGGACUAGUCCGUUUUGUCAAACCCCUAUAGCAUGUAAUAAUACAUGUGUAAAGGUCAUCUUACACGCAUGUGUUUCCUGAUGGCUGAAUCUGAAUAUCAUGAUGAAAAUUCAAGAAAGUUAUGUUAAUUUACAUCAUUUCUGAGAAAAUGUACAAGAAUGUAUACCAUGUGUUUGGAAGUCAUAUUUUCAUUGUCAACAAAGGUGAUAUAUUUCUUGGUAUAUAAGAUAUUUCUGACUUUUUCUGUUAAAACACAGAAUGAUUGUAAUUUUUUUCAACAAUGUAAUUAAUGUAUCAGGUACUUAGUAUUUUAUUUAUUAUGAUACAUGUCCUGGUGCUGAUAUAUAUUUCAUUCAGUGCUGCAUGUUGUAUGUAAUAUCAGAAAACAUUAAGUUUGUGUCUAAUUUGACAGAUAGUAAUCUUAAAAGAGGCACAUUUGAUAAAACUUUUGACAGAAAAGAAAUGUUUUCCUUCCUUUAAAAGAUGAAUUGUAAAGUUUAUGUAUCAUUAAUAUAACACAGAUAAAAUACCUUAAUAUAUAUAUAGUUUUUAUAAGAUUUUAUUCAGUUUAAUGUGCCAUAUUUUGUACAUAUUAAGUGCAUAUUUAUAAGGAAUUGAAGAUGAUUAUUUAUUUAUGUGAUGCAUGCUAACCUGGUCUGCACAUGUACCAAUGCUGGGAACUUCAUAUUGUACAGGUAGCUUCCAAGAAUUAAACAGUGAACAGUUUGAAAACAUGUUAGUUAAUUGAUAAAUUGAAAUAGGGGUUUUACAUUAUAAAGAGGAAAGGCACUACAUGCUGAUGUCAACAGUAAUGAUACAGGGUCAGUAUACAGUCUGAAGAAUUAAUGGUAUUCAGUCUGUUAACGGUACUUAGAUUUCCACAUUUAAGAUUCUUAUCUGUCUAGACGCUUGUUACGUCAACUGUGUGAAAGGAACAUUAAAAUGUUGUGGUCCAGUAUUACAAUUAUUUCAUUAUUGGAUGAUGGAGCAAAAUUCAAUGCAAUUUUUAUCUGCUUUCAUUGGUAGUUGUUUGUGUAUGUGUGUUUGUAAUUAGUGAUAUCUGUUUCUGAAUGAACCAUACCACCUUUUUCCUGUUUGUGUGUCAGUGGUUUUGUUUGAUGGGCAUUUUUAUUGAAACAAUCUUUAAAUUCAUUAAUGAUUUGAUGUUGUACAUCUGAACUUUAGAUACCAAUGAAAUACACAUUGCACAUUUUGCGAGUGUAUAAUGGUUGCAUAGUACAAGAGUUGUUUAUUUCUUCAUAAUACAUGUAUUUCAAUGAACAAUGCAAUUUUAUGUACAGCAUGGACAUCAAUAUUCAUUUUUUUUCUUCAAGAGAACGUUCACAGCAGUGUUUAGUAUUGAUUGCAUAUCCUAGUCAGUUCAAUAACUCGUUGUACAAAGUGUACAUUUCAGUUUGCAGGUCAUCAGAACUUUUGAUAUACUGUUCUUCAUACGUGUAUAUACAAUCAUUCUAGUUUGUCAUCUUGUCCCUUGUACAUUGUGACAUAACUAAUGGCAAUCUUCAACUUUCAGCUCUGUAAAUGUUUGGGUUUUCAAGUUUUGCUUUUUUCCUCUAGGCCCCAAGACCAUAAACUGAGAACAGACGUCUGUGAUAACUUAUAUCUUAAGAUUUAUCUAGCACAGAUGUUUAAAAAACUGCAGGUGUUUUUUUUUUAAAAUUCAAAUGCAAACAAAUACUGAAAAUUUUAUUUGUUUAUGAAAACUAUUUCAAAAGAUAUUUUGAUUUGAAAUUAAGACUUAGAUUAUUCUCAGUUUAUGGUCUUGAGGCCUGGACUCAUCUCUGACAGAAAGAGUUCAGUUAGUAAAUAGAGAAUUUAUAUAUGUACCAUCAGAAUAGGAUGUCAUUAUCAGAAUUUAAAUAGCAAAUUUGUUAAGUGCACUUCAGAUGUAUAGCAAAAAUUAUUUUCCAAAAUUAUAUUUGUUUCAUUUGCACAUGUCAAAUUUUUUGAGAUUUAUACUGGUUUAAAAUUUGUAUAUUGUGCUGAAAUUUUCCCCACUGCAGAAAUGUGUAGGCCAAGAUUUGAAUACAUAUACUAAUACAUGUUUAGUACACAUGAAAAAUUACCAGCCUUUUGCACUGAACAAACUUCAUUGAUUUUGUGAUAUGUCACAAAGAUGUUUGUAUUAAAAUAUGAAUAGAGCAAAA
Ostrea edulis (European flat oyster) is the source of this 5029-nucleotide messenger RNA. RefSeq names its product phosphatidylinositol 4-kinase beta-like. The record is from RefSeq and is a predicted model, not a curated record. The transcript has 15 exons. Gene Ontology annotation, biological process: phosphatidylinositol-mediated signaling; phosphatidylinositol phosphate biosynthetic process. Gene Ontology annotation, cellular component: cytoplasm; membrane. Bases 245 to 2761 code for a protein of 838 amino acids. NCBI's taxonomy places the organism in Eukaryota, Metazoa, Mollusca, Bivalvia, Ostreida, Ostreidae. Gene Ontology annotation, molecular function: 1-phosphatidylinositol 4-kinase activity.